UACGUGGCGAUGCGUUCAAUUUCAUCCAAUCCCAUUCCAUCGUUCCCAUCAUCGUACGCGUGGUGCAAUAGGCCAGUAAAAAUGCAAGUGAAUGUGUUGGCGGUAUAUAUAAAGAAGACUGAUGCCGCGACUCUCGUAAUCCGACAUAAUCCAACAGCAUUGUUCGGGAUAUUGGAUCGAUCGGUGUGCAACGUCCGCCUGAUAUUCGAAUCGCGGAAAUGUGAUGAUUCGAGACUAUAGACAUAUAUAUAAGAUAAUAUUUUUUUCAAUCGAAUCGCGCGCGAUCGUUCAAUUGUGUCGCUUCGUCAAUUAAGCGAGGCUCUUUGCGAUUAUUAUUCAACAAAAACAAAAAGGUGAUAACUAGGAUUUAAAUUUUUCAUUUGUCUUUUCAACAAUUCACCUGCGGAUCAUGAUGAUGUUUCUCACUACGCGAAAGGGUCAUUUUGAAGAAAUCAUCCAUAGUACGAUAUUUCUUCUCUGCAUCUCGCUCAGUUUUAGUCGCAGAUAUUCUUCUGAACCAUUCGAAAACUCGAGACAGGCCUUUUCGCCCUGCGCAUCUGCCGAUUUGGCGAUAUCGUCGGUGAGAAGAGCCGUCGCAUGCAGUGCGUUUAAAUCGGCCGCAUCGAGACGCACAGUGGCGCGAAUCAACAGCGAGCCUGAUGCUGGAGCAGUCGAUGGAAAAGACGUGACUUCAACGCGACGACCUACCCAUGUCAAAGUGUCGUCGCCUCUGUUGUACGAGUCUUUACCGAAAACGUCUUCCCCUCUAUACGUUGCACCGGCCAUCGUUAAAUCCGCGUCAGCUAUCGUAGCUACGGAACCGAAGACGUUGAAAACUGAUGUUCGAUACACGGCAUAUCCCAAGUAUUCCUUCAAUUAUGGCGUGAUCGACGGACACACCGGCGACUCCAAAUCAGCAUGGGAAGAGCGAGACGGUGAUAUGGUUAAAGGAGAAUAUUCGGUGGUCGAGGCGGAUGGAACCAUCCGCACCGUUUCUUAUACAGCGGAUGAUCGUAAUGGCUUCAAUGCGGUUGUCACUAGAAGCGAACCUCCAAAAAACGCGAAAUCUGCGGUCCAAGUAAAAACAUUUGUACCUCUGGCCAUAUUUGCUAGGAACAGGCAUACAAUUUAAAGUUUGCGUAAUCGCACGCAGUUGCUUUUUCUCCUAAAACAAUGCAAAAUAAGUAUUUUACGUAUUUUGUUCAAUUUACACCAUUCUAUAAUAUUUUCGAUGAGAGAUCGUUGUUAUAGAUAAUAUAGAUUGCUCCUUACAUUUGAGAAUUACGUGUGUGUUACUUUAUUUUCUUCUGCUUAAUUUUAUCCACGUGACGCGUUUACGCGCGCCGUGUUAUCGAUACAUUCAAUUUGUAUUAAUAUCGUGUGUCUUAUGCCUGAGAUUAAGUUUAGUACACAUCAAUAUAUAUAUUAUGCAUAUGCAAUGUAACGUCACUUCAAUAUAAAGUUUCUUUUA
Molecule: messenger RNA, 1471 nt
Organism: Solenopsis invicta (red fire ant)
Lineage: Eukaryota; Metazoa; Arthropoda; Insecta; Hymenoptera; Formicidae
Exons: 4
Coding region: 410-1132 (240 amino acids)
Cellular component (GO): extracellular matrix
Source: RefSeq, a predicted model, not a curated record